UUUUCAUAUCUUUAUAGGUUGGAUGUCAACGUUGGUCAACAAUAUAUUAUUUAUGGACUAUUUUGAUGAUAUUAUUUUUUUGAUUUUUUGAGUAGAAUGUGAUUCGAAGUUUUAAUCCAUAGUUUAUAUUCAAAGAGAAGCUAAUUAUGUAUUUGAUUGAUUGAAGCCCGAAUCCUCAAACUUCUUUCGACCUGAAAAAUAUUUAUCUAAGCAAUAAACAAUUAUAAGGUAAAUAAACAGCAACCACAAGAGAUUUUUAUUCGGAUACAUCAUAAUAAAAUUUCUUCAUAAUUAGUUGCGCUUUUAUUUUUACUCAAAUUUAAAUAAUAAAUAAUCAAUGUUCUGGAAUGUCUCGUCAAGAUCAAACGGCUGCAAAGGCCUGUGGACCUAUAAAGCUGGAGAACCGGCAUGAAGGCAACGGACAGCACAAGGCUUUGUACCAAAUCUCCUCUUUCCCUCCACCCCCCAUCGCACAAGAAACGAGAGGUCGGACAAGGCCUGUCCAAUGUUUCUGCUCCAACUCUCUCCUCCUCCACCGCCGUCAAGAAGCGCAGCUGACCCUCUGCACCUUCUCCCUUCCCACUUUCCUGCACUCGCCCCCCUUCGAUUGCCUCCUCCCCAGCCGGGCCGCGCCCUUAUCAAGAACCUCGCUUCCGCUCCCGACUUCACGUGGAGGCGCCGGUGCUCCCCUCUUCUUCCGAGCCAUGCCGCUUGGACCGCGGCCGACGGCGACCUCGACGGUGGAUACGACGAGGAGCUGCGGCGCCUCCUGAUCCUCCUUCCGGAGGAGAUGCGGCGGAGGGUGGAGGACCACCCGGAGCUCUGCCAUCUUGUCGAGAUCGUCAUGGAUUUGGGGCGGAGGCCCCUUGCCCGCUUCCCCUCUGGCGACUUCUUUCUCUCCUACCGCCCUAUCUCCGCCCAAGAUCUCCACCAUGCCACCUCCCAGGUGGGGGACUUCGCUGCGGACAACCGUGCGGGGAUUAGUCGGACUUUGCAUCGGAUUAGUGCUAUCAGGAACCGGAAGGGCGCGAUCAUUGGCCUUACAUGCCGGGUGGGCCGGGCAGUAUCUGGAAGUGCCAAUUUAUUGCGCGAUUUGGUGAAGGAUGGGGGCUCUCUCUUGCUCAUUGGUCCUCCGGGAGUUGGGAAGACCACAAUUAUAAGAGAAAUAGCUCGUAUGCUUGCAGAUGAUUACAAGAGACGAGUUAUGAUAGUUGACACCUCAAACGAAAUAGGUGGAGAUGGUGAUAUUCCUCAUGCUGGAAUUGGCAGUGCCCGUAGAUUGCAAGUACCUAAGUCCGACAUGCAGCACAAGGUAUUGAUUGAAGCAGUAGAAAAUCACAUGCCCCAAGUAAUUGUAAUCGAUGAAAUUGGGACCAAACUGGAAGCAAUGGCUGCUAGUACAAUUGCACAACGCGGCAUUCAGCUUGUUGCCACUGCUCAUGGAGUGACAAUAGAGAAUUUGAUAAUGAAUCCUUCGCUAGAAAUGCUAGUUGGAGGAAUACAGAGUGUUACCUUAGGUGAUGAAGAGGCUAGCAGGAGAGGGGUCCAAAAGACUGUUCUCGAACGAAAAGGACCUUCAACAUUUACUUGUGGUGCAGAGAUCAUUUCAAAGACUGAAUUACAAGUCCAUCGUAGCUUGGAGGCUACUGUGGAUGCUCUGCUUUCAGGCCGAUCUCCAAACUUUGAAGUUCGCAAGAUUGACCCAAAUGGGUCCACAAAAGACAUGCUUCCUGAACAAAAGGAUUCUUUGAUCGAUCCGGACUCUUGCAUGGAAGAUGCAAUUGUUGCUGAUGAUCAUUUGACAAUGGAUGAUAAAAAAAUUGGUGAUAAUGUAGUCGAUCUUGAGUUUGCAGGAAAAGGAGUAGAGAGAUCUCAUCAAGUUCCAUUUGGUUUUCACCUCUAUGUUUAUGGGAUCACAGAGACAAGCGUGUUGCAUGCAAUCAAGCAGCUGGAAAUGGGAGAAAUGAUUACUCUAACCUAUAACAUCAGUGAGGCAGAUGCAUUUCUUGCGUUACACUCCAAGCUCAAGAAAAAUCUUCAUAUUCAAGCAUUUGCUAAAUCUCGCAACAAACCAAUCUUUGUGACGAAGACUAACUCUUUGGUGCAAAUAACAAAGGCUAUACGUGGCCUUAUAAAUCAACGUGCUGAUGGAUUCAAAGCUUUUGAAGCAGAAGAGAAAGUCAGUCUGUCAGAAAAAACUGAUGCUUUAGAGAUUCUGUCUCCGCAUUGCUUGAGUGAAUGUGUCCCAGCAAAGUCCUGGAUGAGAUCAGAGUCAGAUCUAACGAACUAGAUGUGAAAGAUGUGGAAGCAGUGAUGCCAAGCAGGAAGCAGCACUGCAGUUAAGUCAAUCAUAGGAUCAAGCUUCAAUGCUUUAUCAGGAUUUAGCCUCCACUUCAUAAGCUUUUAGCAAUGGAGUGCCGUAUCUAGUUUGCGGCGGAUGUCAUUGCAGACCCUAGUUUUUGGAGGGUGAUCUCAUUUAUCCUUCCCGACAUCUUAUCCAGGCUUGCUUAUGGCUUGUUUUCUGUUUUCUUUCUUUUUUUCUUAAAUUUGUUUUUUUUAAUAUUUUGACAAAGAGAAGGAAAACCAGCCAAUGUAAUUAUCUAGGCCCAGUGCCGGGCCCAGGGGGAGAGCCCCCUUCCAUCAUUACGCUUUGGACAGGCUGAUUUCUCUUCGCUCAUAUUGACUUUUCCCCUUCUGGUAACAAAAAUUUGUACUUUGUCGUCAAUCCCACAACAAUAGAUGGCAGUUGGACAUAUUGACUUUUCCCCUUCUGGUAACAAAAAUUUGUACUUUCUCGUCAAUCCCACAACAAUGGAUGGCAGUUGGACAUAUUGACUUUUCCCCUUCUGGUAACAAAAAUUUGUACUUUCUCGUCAAUCCCACAACAAUGGAUGGCAGUUGGAGGAGACCGGAAAGGAUUCAAUCAUAUUGCCGCAGAGGUGGAUUGGAGAUUUAACAUUUCACUGAAGCCUUUGGAUAUCAUGGACAUCUUU
Messenger RNA from Phoenix dactylifera (date palm), 2993 nucleotides. NCBI's taxonomy places the organism in Eukaryota, Viridiplantae, Streptophyta, Magnoliopsida, Arecales, Arecaceae. The record is from RefSeq and is a predicted model, not a curated record.